AUGCGGCGGAAAAUCCAGUCGCUCAUCGUCGGAUAUGGCGUGCCGGCCAUCUGGUUCACCAUCAACCCGAACGACAUUACGAACCCGGUGAAGCUGCGACUGGCGGCAUACCGCACACGCGAUCCCGACGCGGCCGAGGAGUUCUUAGAAGGCCUUGGGGAUGCGUAUAAGCGGUCACGGCUGGCGAUAUCGGAUCCCAUGAGCUCGGCCGUGUUCUUCCACCGCGAGAUGAAGCUGUUCUUCGAUCAUUACGUGAAGGUCGGUGAAGACUCGAUGCUUGCCGACAUCCACGGGGAGGAUCAGGCGGCGUAUCGCGAGCGAAUCGUCCGAUACAUCGAUAGCGUCUUCUCAGAGGAUCUGGACCAGGAAAGUUUUUGCGCCGUGCAAGCGGAGCGAUCUGUGACGGGCGGUAUUGGUUCCCUGCUGGACAACGCCGCGCAGUUCUCGGCCGCGUUUAUCGAGGAGGCCAACUUCUGUGCCGGCGCGACGCAGGUGCACACGCAUAGCCCGACCUGUGUGAAGUAUUCCUUGGGCAAAGGAGGGCGGAAAGGGGACCUCUGCCGGUUCAAGGCGCCAUGGAGGUUAGUCGACAAGACCGCCCUCACGGCAGACGGGGUGCUGCAGAUCCGGAGGACACACAGCAUGGUCAAUCGAUGGAACGAGGCUAUUGCUGUCGGGCUCCGGCACAACCAUGAUAUUUCCUUCAUUGCGACGCAGCGCAAGACAAUGGCCCUCAUCUAUUAUGUCACGAACUACGCGACCAAGGUGGAGGACCCGGUGUGGAAGCGUGUGGCGGCCGCGGCCGAGCUCCUGGCCGCCUCAACAGGGAACAGGACGCGACAGUUCCUGAUGAGAGUGGCGAACCGCGUGUUCACGGAGCGUCCGCUAUCACAGGUCGAGGUCGUCGCUCACCUUCUCGGAUAUCCGGCCGAGUUCACCGACAGCAGCGCGUGGGCGUACCUGAACUGUUCUCUGCUGUACUGGGAAGUCUUUCGGCGAUGGCGGCAUCUCCGAGAAGCCAGUGGCGCUGCGGCUACGGAUGACACCUUGGAUGAGUCGGUGCUCAGGCGGCCGGGCAAGCACGCUACCGUCUGCCUCGACGGCUACCUGAGCAAGGACUUCACCUACGAUGACGAGUCGUGCUACCGGAGGGCAGCCGUGCAGCAUCUUGCGCUGUUCGUGCCGUGGAGUCCUUCCUGGGCGAAGGAACAGCUGCUUCGACGAUCCGCCGAAGACGCAAAACGCGACGCCAAGCAAUGGGCAGCCUCGUCCGGCGAUGGUGACCCGACGGUCGCACACGUCGAGGAGGGUGGAGCAGGCGAGGCGGGCGCGGAGUCUGCAGCGACAUAUCAGCCCAACAGCAUCGGAGACGCAACGCGGCUCAUCGACGUCGUCCGAGGUGCAGUGGGAGCGAAUCAGGUGACGGCCAAGUCGCCGGAGCUCAUGGCAAUGAUACAGCAGCUCUGUCGGUUUCAGCAAUCGGCGCUGCGCUCGACGGCCGAGCUCGAGGCCACGGCGCUGAUCGAACGAGGAGAGGCGGUUAAGCAUGCCAGGGCGGGUAUUUUCCGGGGCCGCACUACCGCCGCAGGAUCAGGUCAAGGCUAUCAAGUCGCAGCAGGGGCGGGAAUGGACGUUCAGUUUGGCCCAUCAACCUCCUUCCUCGCGGCGGGCAAGGUGUUGGCAACACGGCUGACGCUGAACAAGAGGCAGUCCAUCGCUUUUCUGAUAAUAUGCCGCCAGCUCGAUUUGAUGCAGCAGACCGACGGGGCGAUGCCUGCCAGCUGCGCCAGUUCGUCGGCGGAGCGGUUCAUCCACGGCCAGUCUCGAAUGGAUUGGCAGGAGAAGGAUGUGCUCGUCAUCGACGAGGUGAGCAUGCUCGGGGCGCGGACGCUGCACGCCGUGAACGAGCGGCUUCGCCGGCUUCGCGGAUCGCGGCAAGAUUUCGGGGGGAUCCCCAUCGUCCUCUUCUGCGGAGAUUUUCAGCAGUUCCGGCCGGUCCAAGAGAGGUCGAUCGUCCUGCCUAGCGCGGCCAUCUCGUGGGACGUAGACAACUCGUUCAAGGCCGAGCAGCGUCACCAGCACGACAAAGCGCACGCACUGUGGAAGAGGUUCACGACGGUCGUCAUGCUGGACGAGCAGAUGCGCGCCGCCGGCGACCCGGAGCUGCAGAGGCUGCUGAAGCGGAUCCGUCUAGGCGUGCAGGAUCGGACGGAUCUAAACCUCCUCAACUCAAGGAAUCGGUGGAACCUGAACAUGGAGGCGAGCCUGGCGUUCCGGGUCCAGCAGCGGUCGACGAUGCGCAUUUUCAUCUCCGAGCACAAGUGGAAGGAGGAGCUGCCGACGGAGGAAGAGGCGAUCAUGAUACUCAACCAGGGCGACGAUAGCGCGAUCCCGGUGCCGGCCGUCUUCAUGUUCGUGGCCGGGAUGCCCAUCGUCGUGAACCACAACACCCACCAGGGGCUGAAGCUAGUGAACGGCGCGAGCUACUCGGCGGUGGAGGUCAUUGUCGACAAGGCGUACCCGGGGCAUCGGAUCUCGGCCGAUAUGACGAUCCACUUCGGGCCGCCGGCGGGGAUCAUUCUCGAAUCGGAGACGAUGAGAUAUCUCCACUUCUGCCAGCGAAAAAGGCCGUGGCAACGCAACGACGUCAGCCGAAAGGGUUUGCCGUGCGCAGCAGCGUUCGCGUGCACGGACUACAAGGUGCAGGGCAAAACGCUGGAGCGCGUGGCCCUCGAGCUGCGAGGACACGGACGACGAAGAUGGAUGGAACGGUGGUGCCCUCGCAACGGCAUCAUGCUCGUGUCCAAGGUGCGGGACAGAGACUUGGUGGGCAACCGGGUCCCCGAGGAGAUGACUGCCGCACAGGCCAGGCUCGAGGUACUGAGCGAGAGGACCGUUGAGGAGGCGUUGCGCUGGCUGGACGGUGAUGCUGAAGAGUCAAGGCGGCCGCGCUAG
Messenger RNA from Hirsutella rhossiliensis, 2955 nucleotides. Its product is annotated as PIF1-like helicase domain-containing protein. Gene Ontology annotation, molecular function: DNA helicase activity. NCBI's taxonomy places the organism in Eukaryota, Fungi, Ascomycota, Sordariomycetes, Hypocreales, Ophiocordycipitaceae. Gene Ontology annotation, biological process: DNA repair; telomere maintenance. The record is from RefSeq and is a predicted model, not a curated record. The transcript is spliced from 12 exons. Bases 1 to 2955 code for a protein of 984 amino acids.